AGUCAUGAUUUAACAGAUGCUGUGUGACAUGCAUGAUAUUUUAUCAAACAUUAUUUGCACCUUAACAAGAUUAAACGUCAACCAGAUUUGAAGUUUGAAGCAGAGUAAACGAGGACGAUGUAAUGAUGUGAAACUGCGUGGAUCCGCAGCCGGAGCGUUUUAACCCCGUGACAAGAAAGGUUUCCAUCAUGUCCAACCUGGUUCAGACCACCUCUGACAGUCUGUGUAAGCUCGUCCGCUGGGCUCACAGCCACGGCACCAUCUGUAGUCUCAUCCCCAGCUUGCAGCACUUCACCUAUGGUUCCCACGCUAAUGUGCUGACGCCAGAACCCGGUCCCCAUGGUAGCAGCGUCCCUGUCGCCGUGUGGGGUUGUGACGCUGGACACGCCUACCACUGGCCCCUCAAUGACCAAAGCAACAGCUGCGGCGGCUCAGCGAAUACCAGUCAGGGCCAGGAGAGGUUUGUUGGAGGGCGACGGUCCAAUAAGGUGACAGCGAGGGCAUCAUGUGACCUCUCCUGCAGCGAAGCAGCAUCAGAGGGCGAAGAGUUCAACGGCCGACUGUUUGACAUUACUGGUUGCGAUUCGUCAGCCACAGACGAUGACGACGACUAUGAGCCACGCCCAUCCAGAAAAAGAGGCAGGACACCAGGAGGAGCAGUUCCCGGGAAGAAGGUCAAACAGGAAGAAACCUCUGCAGAGGAUCAUGACACUGCUGCUAGCAUGGUACUGGACGCGACAGACGCUGUCUGUGCCUCACAAGCCUCUAGGACACCAAAGCCGCAUUCUCAAAUCACAAACACACUGUCGACAAACAAGCCAGCCUGCCCCUCAACCGGUGAAGUAAAAGUGGAUCCAGAGAUGGAGCUGCACGGAGGAGGCAGCUGCAUGACAGGGACCACGGAGCACACCGAGAGAUGCAGCUCCGCCACAGAGACUACAGAAAAACCUGCAGGGGGUCAGGAUGAGCUGGAGAAACUGCAGGCGUUACUUUCUGCAGAACGCAGCCGAAACCAGCAGAUGACGGAGAUCAUCUCCAGUCUGAAGCAGGACAAAGAGCUGCUGCAGCAAGAGCUCACCAAGAAAGCCGAACUCAUCUGUGACUUCCUGCAGGACAAACUGCGGCCAGAGAAGAGGUGGCCGUGCUCUAAUCAAAAGGAACCAGGAAGUUCACACGUGCCGUCUUCUGACGAAGUGGCAGGGAUCGAUUCGCCGACAAUGUUUGACUCGUUCGAAGAAAUGGAGCUUCACCCUCUGGACCAACACCGCACCCUGAAGAGCAAGAGGAGCCGGGACGGAGAAAACACCCGAGUCAGGAUGAAAAAUGUUGCAGGUGUGAUAGCCCGCUACAUGGGAGCCCUCAAGGAGUUUCGCCGCAGUGUUUCCAUGAAGGUGGCCUUUGACCGGGUUGGUGUGGACCGCAACACGAUCUCCCGUACGGCGGCCAUCGCUGAGCUCAGCCUGGCUGCUCCGGAGGUGUUUCAUGCACUGGCACCGUGGGAUGAGAGGGAGGAGACGCUGGCACAUUACGCCCACCGCUGUCGGCAGGCCAUGGAUGACGGCAUUAAGGCCAAGAUCAAAAUGAUGAAGGCGAAAGGUGAACUGCUUCCUAUUGUGUCAAAGUGACCAACAGUUACGGACUGACUGAAUCAGAGGACUGCAGUGCACGUCUUGUACGUAUAAAAAGAAAACCCACCUUUGGAUUCUCCUGUCCUGUUAGAUAAUGCACCAUGUGGUCUACAGCUCAUUCCAGUUUUAUACUUUAUACUGCAAGGUUUUUGAAAUUUCGUUUUUCACAAUCUCUUGUGCUUUUCAUCAUCAUGUGGCUGAACAACAUUCUGGCCACAUUUCUGCUGCUGUGGGUGCAGACUUUGUCUUCCAUCCAAUGGAUUUCUCCUUGAAUGGCUGGAAAACAUCCAUGCAAAAUCUGUACUCUGGAAAGAAUAAGCGGACUCUAAAUUUAAGUGGUGCAUGGAAGAAUAUAAGAGAUGUAAGAAUUUGACUUUUACAGCCACUUAACAUUUGAAUUUUAAAUAAGUUAUACACAGCAUUGAAAUGUUUUAACUUAAAAACCAUGUGUGUCUAAACUGAUUUUGAUUCACCUCAUUGGAAUUAAAAUAUUAAAUGUAUUGCUUCUCAGUUUCACAAGCUCAAUUUGAAUAUAUGUAUAUUUUGAAGUUUUACAAAUUUAGAUCCAAAAAUUAAAGUUAGAUCUUAAAAACCAAAUUAUAUUCAGGCUGCUCAAAUUUGCUUCUAUUCAGAUCCAAAAAUUCAAGUCACAAAAUUUCAAAAAGCAACAUCCGGGCUACUCAGGACAGGCAAGUCAGUCGAACCUGAAUGCAGCUUAACCGACUUCUGGCCUGUCAGAGCGCAGUCUGUCAGUCACGUGAUGUGAUUUUUCAGUAAAUAGUCCUUUAUAAAACAGGAAGAGGUCCUGAGAUUUUUGUAUGCAUGGUAAUAUAUGGUAUUUUUUGUUGCACGUGUAGUUUUGUGUGCUGCCUACCACUUUUAAAAUAAAUCACUAAAAAUAGUGAGCAUUAUGAAUUAAAGUAAGAUUUCUUUCCUUUUAAAAAG
This is a messenger RNA of Plectropomus leopardus (leopard coralgrouper), 2573 nucleotides long. Its product is annotated as KIAA1958 ortholog. The record is from RefSeq and is a predicted model, not a curated record. Gene Ontology annotation, cellular component: nucleoplasm. NCBI's taxonomy places the organism in Eukaryota, Metazoa, Chordata, Actinopteri, Perciformes, Serranidae.